AUGCCCUCUGCAGCUUCGAGACAUUUGAGCUCAGUACAACAUAGUCGAGUGCAAGCGCCACAGGCUGCCAAGGACGUGCGGGAUGAGCGCUAUCCGCGCGGACAGGAGGCUUGGCAUGGCCCAAGCUCGGCACAGCCUGCCCCACGAUGGGACGCAACUGGUGUUCAGCCGCAGUCUGUUUCUCCCGUUUUUGGUGUGCUGGCUGUGGCAUACUUAAUACCUGUCCCCGUUCUGUCGUCCUUCUUUUCGAUACUCCGCCUUGACUCUGCCAGCUUAUCGCAAAUACUCGACCUAUUGCACCGACGGCCUUCACCGCCACGCACUGUUCCAAUUGUCACCGUAUUCUGUUUCCUUACAAGAGCGGAAUUGCCAUACAAGGCCACUGCAUCUCUGGCCGUCAGAAAUUUGUGCCACGACCCUUGCUUGGCCAGUAGUGGACAGCCUAAAUUACACUAUAAAUGUUACUUGCACGUAGCACCCUCCGACAUAUAUUCCGCAGUAACGCAGCCAGCCGCAAUAGGCUCGUCCUCGAAUUACCCGCCACAGUCACCGGGAAUCACGCGUCGCCCCACGUUCGACUUGCCCAGCUCCUCGCCCACGUCGCAGCACUUUCCUGGGCCACACACGCCUGACCGCAGACCAUCGCGUUUGUCCCAGCGCGUGCCGAAACGCGCGUCCACACUGCCCGCCACGGUCCCCUUUUCUCCUAGAUCCUUCCAGACGCAGCGUUCUGCGCGCACGGUUUCUGGCGCGUUCGAGACCGUGCGACGUCACAUUUCGGAGCUGCCAGAGAUGAUGAAGCCAGAGAAAGCCCCCAAGCCUGCCCAACCAGGGAUCUGGCGUGGCAUAAAGACCAUCAUACUCAUGUCAUGGCUAAAUCUACUGCUCGCGUGUAUUCCGGUCUCGUGGGCACUGAAUUUCGCGUUGCCAAAGACGAACACAAAUGACACGCUUAUAUUCAUCUUCUCCUUCCUUGCGAUCAUCCCUCUGGCGAAGCUGCUCGCAUUUGCAACGGAUGAGCUAUCAUUGCGAGUGGGGCAAACGCUCGCGGGGCUGUUGAAUGCCACACUGGGAAACGCUGUGGAAUUGAUAGUUGCGAUCAUUGCACUGGCCCACUGCGAGCUCCAGAUUGUCCAAUCAUCAUUGGUGGGCUCCAUACUGAGUAACUUGCUCCUUGUCCUCGGAAUGUGCUUCUUUGCCGGUGGUGUUAAGUUCUCCGAACAAGGUUUCGGCAUGAGCGCGACGCAGCUUAAUUCCUCUCUCUUGACGGUAUCCGUUAUUGCGAUCCUCCUCCCAGCAGCUUUCCAUGAGGUUGCUGGCGCGGAAAUCCCAGAUCCUCUUGAGGGACGAGAGAUUCUCAGUUUCAGCAGAGGUGCCGCGAUCAUUCUUCUAUUCAUCUACGGAUGCUACCUCGUGUUCCAGCUAUUCUCGCACAAGGCUAUGUACGAAGAUGAGGGUUCUGACGUCUUCAAGUCGACGAAGUAUCCGCCGCGCCAACCCGGCUCCCAGCCAAUGUUCAGCACGCAGAAGCAGUGGCUUGCGACGCAUUUCCAACGAGGCACAAAUGGCAGCAACGAACCGCUCUCCCCGUCUGCGAAUGCACAUGGACAUGAGGCGCCAUUUGUAGCGCGCGAGCUCCACCAGAGUCCGGUGAGCGAGAGGAUCGUUCUCGCGGACAUGUCGCCCGACCUCGAGCGGGUUGAGAGCCCCAGGAGCCAGCAAUCGUCCAACGAAGAUCUUGAGCAGCAGCAAGACGAGGAGGUUGAGGAGUUGAAACUCACGUUGCCGCUGACUAUCGGACUCCUUGCCGUAGUCACUGUGUUCGUUGCGGUAACUGCAGAAUGGCUCGUGAACUCCAUCGACGGCUUGACGGCAUCCGGCACAAUCAGUAGGGAAUUUGUUGGCCUCAUUUUACUGCCAAUCGCCGGCAACGCGGCUGAGCAUGUCACUGCGGUGACGGUAUCGGUGAAGGACAAACUGAACCUCAGCAUCGGUGUUGCAGUUGGCUCGAGUAUACAAAUUGCGCUAUUCGUCAUUCCGUUCUCCGUAAUCUUGUCAUGGAUUAUGGGCAAGCCGCUUACCUUACUGUUCGAUCCCUUCGAGAGCAUUGUCCUCUUCCUAUCUGUACUCGUCGUGAACUACACUGUAGCUGAUGGCAAGAGUAAUUGGCUCGAAGGCAUGAUCCUCAUGUGCUUAUAUGUCAUCAUUGCAGUGACUUUCUGGUAUUACCCUGGCAUCAGCAUCUCACAGCAGAUUGCGAGCCAAGAAUUGUCUUGCUGA
This is a messenger RNA of Fibroporia radiculosa, 2280 nucleotides long. RefSeq lists its product as uncharacterized. Bases 1 to 2280 code for a protein of 759 amino acids. The record is from RefSeq and is a predicted model, not a curated record. Gene Ontology annotation, cellular component: fungal-type vacuole membrane. Gene Ontology annotation, biological process: intracellular calcium ion homeostasis; calcium ion transmembrane transport. Gene Ontology annotation, molecular function: calcium:proton antiporter activity. NCBI's taxonomy places the organism in Eukaryota, Fungi, Basidiomycota, Agaricomycetes, Polyporales, Fibroporiaceae. The transcript is spliced from 20 exons.